Molecule: messenger RNA, 342 nt
Organism: Staurois parvus
Lineage: Eukaryota; Metazoa; Chordata; Amphibia; Anura; Ranidae
Source: the annotation of a GenBank genome assembly
UGGGCACAGGUGGGUGGCACUGGUGGGCACAGGUGGGUGGCACUGCUGGGCACAUGUAGGUGGCACUUCUGGGCACAGGUAGGUGACACUGCAGAGUGGCACAGGUGGGUGCACUGCUGGGCACAGGUGGGGGCACUGCUGGGGAACGGGUGGGCGGGGCUAGUGGGCGCACUGCUGGGCGGAACUUGCGGGUGUCACUGCUGGGCACCGAUCAUCAGGGCACUGAUCAUCAGUGCCCUGAUGAUCGGUGCCGAUCCCCGCUCUGACAACUGCCGGUUCUCGGCAGUACUUUCCUCACGAUCUGACAGCGUGAGGAAAGUGCAGCCGAGAACCGGCACUUGC